Molecule: messenger RNA, 672 nt
Organism: Cylicocyclus nassatus
Lineage: Eukaryota; Metazoa; Nematoda; Chromadorea; Rhabditida; Strongylidae
Source: the annotation of a GenBank genome assembly
AUGGUUGACCAAAAGAGAGCUGAGCUUGACCGUGCUCACCGUCUUGAGACCUUUAGGCUUUCAAUGAUGGAACGCGAUCUCGGCGCCAUCCAGGCUAAGCUGGAUCCUCUCCAUAGGGAAGCAGAUUCGACUGAACGUGAGCGUCCACAGGAAGCUCAAAGCUUCCUUCGCCAUCUGGAUCACUUACAAGUCUGGCUUACUGCCACACAGCGGCAGGUUGCUUCCGAAGACGAGCCCCAAUCUUUGGCUGAGGCUGAGCAGCUUCUCAACCAACAUGCAGCUAUUCGUGAAGAGAUUGACGGUUAUACUGAGGAUUACAAGAAAAUGCGAGCCAUGGGAGAUGCCACUCAAGAUCAGACUGAUCCACAGUAUGUUAGACUCGCUCAUAUUAAACUUCAUGUAAAGAAAACUAUGAAAAAGGCGCAAGUUCCUCCAACAGUGUUUGGCUGGUCUUCAAGAAGGCUGGGAAGAGCUGCAGCGAAUGUGAGACAACCAUCAGCAACUCAGCCAGGGACUCAACCUACAGAUGUUCCUUCGCGAUACAAAACAAGCAGAGGUCAUGCUAUUUCAACAAGAGAAGUAUCUUACCAAAGACGAACCUCCAAGCACUUAAAACAGGCCGAACAUAUGCUUAAGAGGGAUCAGGACUUCAUGACAAUAUGUAUGCUAUGA